Molecule: messenger RNA, 1514 nt
Organism: Pararge aegeria (speckled wood butterfly)
Lineage: Eukaryota; Metazoa; Arthropoda; Insecta; Lepidoptera; Nymphalidae
Gene: Ccnl1
Product: cyclin-L1
Exons: 1
Coding region: 204-1478 (424 amino acids)
Biological process (GO): regulation of transcription by RNA polymerase II
Cellular component (GO): nucleus
Molecular function (GO): cyclin-dependent protein serine/threonine kinase regulator activity
Source: RefSeq, a predicted model, not a curated record
GUUCUUUUAAUGUUUCUGUCAUUUCGUCGAAUGUCGCUAAUCUUGGCGAAAUUACCAUUUAAAUCAGUGUGCAACUAAGAAUAAAGUUAGACCUAAACGUUAAUGUGGUGAUAUAAUGAAGAAUUCGUAAUAACGAAUAAAUUACAGUUUGUGAUUGUGUGUGAUGAACUGAAUAACUUGCGUGUAUACCAUAAGACUUAACGAUGACCACAACAACUGUCCAAAAUCAAACCAAACCCACCAUUACGACACCAGUCAAACCUCAAAAGAACUAUGGAAAGAUAGUGUUAACUCUAUACAACUGUUUAUUGCCAGAAACUAUAUUUAAAGAGACUCCAUCUCAGUCAGAUGGUUUGGACAUAGAAACAGAGACAGAUCUACGCAUUUUAGGAUGUGAAAUGAUUCAAACGGCAGGUAUUCUACUGAAACUUCCCCAAGUUGCUAUGGCAACUGGUCAAAUGUACUUACAAAGAUUCUAUUAUUCAAAAUCCUUUGUAAGAUACCCAAUGGAAACAACAGCUAUGGGAAGCAUAUAUUUGGCGUCGAAAGUGGAGGAAAAGCCUUGCAGAAUUCGUGAUGUUAUAAAUGUAUUCCAUCAUAUUAAGCAAGUGAGAGCCCAGAAAACGAUUUCUCCUCUGAUUGUAGAUCAAAAUUAUAUAGAACUAAAAAAUCAAGUAAUCAAAGCAGAACGUAGAAUCCUAAAGGAGUUAGGGUUUUGUGUACAUGUGAAACAUCCACAUAAGCUCAUUGUUGUGUAUUUGCAGCUACUGCAAUAUGAAAAGAACAAGCAGCUCAUGCAAAUGGCUUGGAAUUAUAUGAAUGAUGCCCUUCGCACUGAUGUAUUUAUGAGAUUCCCCCCUGAGACAAUUGCAUGUGCAUGCAUAUAUUUAACAGCUCGUAGAAUUGGCUUGCCUCUGCCAAACAACCCACACUGGUUCCUAUUAUUCAAGGUGUCUGAAGAAGAUAUAAGAAGUGUAUGUUCAAGAAUUUUGGAACUGUAUAAACGAUUAAAAGUUAAUCCAGAAGAAUUGGAAAUCCGAGUUGAAUCAUUAAGAAAGAUAUAUCAAGCCAAUAGGCACAUACAAGCUCAGAAGGAGAGAGAUGCUAAAAUUGAAGAAAAAAAGGCUGAUUCACCAUCUGCUUCCACAUCAAAAGACUCCAAACGUGAUACCAAGAAAGAGAAGUCACCUAAAACACCACCACUGUCAUCUAAAUAUCACACCAGCCAUAAGAAGCGAGAAAGGAGAUCCCGUUCACCAUAUGAUAGGAAGAGAGAGUAUUCUAGUAAGAGACACAAGUCUCGAUCCCGUGAUAGGGAAGAUCGACCUAGAGAAGAUCGGUCUAGGGAAGAUCGGUCUAGAGAAGAUAGGUCUCGAGAGCGACGAUCAGAUGACAAACGCAGUCGAGUUUCAUCAAGGAAGUAUGAUGACUAUGAGCGCUCAAAACCUAGGGACAGAGAUGAAAAGCGUAAACAUUAGGUUAUAAGUAAUUUUUCAAUAAAUUAUGCCAAUUUU